AUGAUCGUGUUGCGCAAGAAGAAGUUUUCGGAUGAUGCCGAAGCAUUACAAAUCGCCAAUGGGACUGAAUACGGCUUGGGAAGUGGUUUAUGGACAAACAAUCUACAACGUGCACAUUUAUUUGCUAAGAAAAUCAAAGCUGGCAUGUGCUGGAUCAAUAGUUAUAAACGUGUCAAUCCAGGUAGCCCAUUUGGUGGUGUAGGCAAGUCAGAAUCGCAAAAGACCAAAAGUAUUUUAGUGGACAAUGGCUUUUCUUCAGUUCUGGUGAUUACAACACCAGAACAAGAAGAAACAGGCUUAAUGAUGGCAAAGCAGUUGGGUGAAUUGGCUGUGGGUGUUUACCCACAUGCAGUGAUGCAUGUUCCAACCGGUGUUGCUGAUGAAGCGAUUCAGUUUGCAACCAAAAAGAAUAUUGACUGUUGUUUGGCUUUGGGUGGUGGUUCGACGAUUGGACUUGCUAAGGCGAUCGCAUUAAAAACUGGAAUUCCAAUUGUCGCUAUUCCAACGACUUAUGCAGGUAGUGAGAUGACCACAGUCUAUGGUUUGACUGAAAAUAAUCUCAAAAAAACAGGCAAAGAUAUCAAAGUACUUCCUAAAGUCGUGAUUUAUGACCCUGAAUUAAGUCUGACUUUACCUGCUGGUAUUUCCGCAAGUUCAGGAAUGAAUGCAAUGGCACAUGCGGUUGAGGCACUGUAUGCACAGGAUAAAAAUCCGAUUAUUAGCAUGAUGGCAAUUGAGUCGAUUAAGUCACUUAGUCAGGCUUUGCCAAAAAUUGUGAAAAACUCACAAGAUAUCGAAGCGCGUAAGCAAGCCACUUAUGGUGCUUGGCUUGCUGGGAUUUGUUUGGGUUCAGUUGGCAUGGCAAUUCAUCACAAACUUUGUCAUACCUUGGGUGGAACUUAUAAUCUACCCCAUGCACAGGCACAUGCUAUUACUUUGGCAUAUUCAGCACAUUAUAACCGCAAGGCAGAUAUCCAAGCCAUGGAUCAACUUGCUCAGGCACUCGGUGGGCAAAGUCAUGAACAAGUUGGACAACUGAUUUAUAAACUUAAUCAACAACUGGGUAUUCCAUUGGCUUUAAAAGAUAUUGGGUUACCAGAAGACGGUCCAAGCGAAGUGGCUCGCAUUACCUGUGAAAGUCCAUAUUACAAUCCGAGAAGUUAUGAAAGAGAUGAAUUGGAAACACUUCUUCAACGGGCUUAUCUCGGUUUAGAGCCGAGAUAA
Molecule: messenger RNA, 1224 nt
Organism: Oppiella nova
Lineage: Eukaryota; Metazoa; Arthropoda; Arachnida; Sarcoptiformes; Oppiidae
Source: the annotation of a GenBank genome assembly